Messenger RNA from Moneuplotes crassus, 1367 nucleotides. NCBI's taxonomy places the organism in Eukaryota, Ciliophora, Spirotrichea, Euplotida, Euplotidae. The record is from the annotation of a GenBank genome assembly.
AUUCAAAAAAAAUUGCGCAAAAUGGAAUUAGAUCUUUUUACAGAAAAGUUGCAUGAUAACGAAAUUUUAUUUCAAAACCUAAACCUACUCGGAUUUGAUAAGGCCCAAAAUGAGAAAGACUUCAAGGUUCUAAUCCAAAGAGAUAUGUUUAACAAAACUAACCAAAAAGGAUUGGCUAUUCUCUUGUAUUUUCUAUUAUGCCACAUGAAACCAGAUUUCAAAGGAAAGUAUGCAAUGUGCUGGUUCCCCUACACUAUGGCUGAGAUGAAAGAGUUCAAGAAGAUCACACUUGAGUAUUUCAAUAUUCUCCAAACUGAGGGACUAGUCCCUCACAGCCAAAUUCUUAGCAAAAGUGUCCUAGAAACUGCUUCUGGUAGAAGAGUCUGGGAAAUGCUGAGAUACUUAUCAGACUAUGCAAUCCGCAUUGAGAUUUAUCGAAAUAACCCUCACUACUCCCUCCCAGAGUUUAUGAUGACUCUAUCUGAAUACAAAGAAGAAAUAGACACAAAUGAAAAUGGAGACGAGCUAACCACUCAGAUUGAUAUGCCCUCCAAAGAAUGAUCGGGAAAUAGCCCAGCUGUUCUCCAAAUCCCACUUGUCAAGAAGGUUCCAGCCAUUACUAAUUUGAAUAGAAGUAUACUAAACAGGAACAGAAUGGGUGCUAUCAGUCAGACUCAAAAGGAAAUUCAAAAGUUUAAAGAAAUAAGCAUUGAUCAACAAACACAAAAGAAGGCCUGGAUAGAGACCUCUGAAAAAUUAAGCGAUUUGUAUGAGAAACUCAAUGAAAAACUCAAUUCUAACAAGAAACAAGUCAAAAAGACUGUCCUUCAAGGGAAGAAUAAUGGAGAAGUCUCUUCUCAUGAAGAAAUUGGAGACUCUGAACUUGUCAGAGAUGCAAUAGAGACAAGCCUAAGCUGUAUUGAUAGAAUCCCUGUUCUGGAUAACAUUCAAGAGAAUUAUGGAAAGCUCAGAUAUCUCAAAGAGAAUAUGGAGAAUAACUCCUUACUCUCAAACCUUCAAAAAUUGGUCACAUCCAAGGAUGAAGAAAUUAAGAUGAACACACUUAGUGAAGAUUUGAUCUUCAAAGAUCUCCUUGAUGUCCAAAAGGAAGAGCUUUAUCCAAAAUUACUGGUUAAUCCAAAGCAAAACAAAAAGGCUAUCUGCUUAGAAAAUCUAAUCGAUCAAGCAAACCGUCAGACUUCUGAUGCAAUUCAUAUGUUAGAGCAGGACAAAAAGGUAAUUAAGAUGGAGAAACUUAAAGAAUCAAUCCUUAAUCUCAAAAAACUCCAUCAAAACAAGCUUGACCAAGUCAGGAAGUUCAAUGAAAGUCUCGAACAAAAGCUUGCUGUAUAAUUCAUUAAUAUUUA